Molecule: messenger RNA, 3303 nt
Organism: Cryptococcus wingfieldii CBS 7118
Lineage: Eukaryota; Fungi; Basidiomycota; Tremellomycetes; Tremellales; Cryptococcaceae
Product: symplekin
Exons: 7
Coding region: 1-3303 (1100 amino acids)
Cellular component (GO): mRNA cleavage and polyadenylation specificity factor complex
Source: RefSeq, a predicted model, not a curated record
AUGUCGUUGUACGCAGACGACGACCCCACCAAGGCCCUCGCCCUCCAGGACACAGACGAGAACCCCGCCCUUCACCCCCCCACAGACCCCCAGCAGCUCUUCAAUGCCGCCGUCGCCGCAGAGCCAGAGUCCGCACACCAGCAUGACACCCUGCUUCUCGCUGCCCAGAGGUUCGAGGAACACCCGGAAAGACUGCCACAGCUUCUCCCCCAGUUUCUUGGAUUCAUCAGCGAAGGCGGCGACUCGCUCUUGAGGUUUUGGACACUCGACAUGAUCCAUCUCGCGGUGGGGAGGGGUGGACUGAGUGGAGAUGUCAAGCAACUCGUGACACUGCAUUGCUUCCCGCGUCUAUUGCAGCUCCUUCAUACCGGCUCGAUUCCUACUCUGAAAGCCGUCAUCCCCAUCCUCUCGACGAUCUACCCCGUCCUCUUUGGCAUCCUCGCUACUUCCAAUACGCAAGCAUCGAUCCUGCAAAUGUUCAAUGACAUGAAAUCAAUCAUCAUUGAUUUUGCCCUCAACAAGUCGGGUCAGUCUGGCAAUGUUGGUGUGCGGGCGGUGGCAUGGAAGUUUGUUCAAAAAGUCAUCUUGGCUGCUACGAAACCUGCGACUUCUGGCGAUCCUCGACUACAAUCACGAGGGUCCUCGGUCACAGACACCAACAUCUCCCACAUCACGCAGACUGGCAUCCUGUCGCAAGCCGAGAUUGACCAAGAAGGUAAAAAACUGCAGACCGAACUGGUCACUGCACUCUACACACAAACGGAACCUGCCAUCCUGCACCCCAUCAUCAAUUCCUUUCCGUAUCUCGCCAAGAUGCGCCAGUCGAUCGCGCCGCUUGUCGUCCACUCACUGGCGAGCUGGAAGCCCAACACGAUGGCCGCCGAGGGUCGUCCCGCCAUCGAGAUACGAGCGGUGGAAAAGACUGUCAGAAUAGCAAUGACCCACCUCAUACGCCACCCUCCCAUCGCUUCGCACGCCGCUCAGCUCAACGAUGCCCUGUUGAGGCAAAAGAAACGUAUGGAGGACGCCUUUGUGGAGGAAGCUGCUGCCCGCAAGGAGCGACGCCGGGGGACAAAGCAUCCCAUGGAACCUCCAGCUGGGGUGGAUCCCGAGUCGAGCGAGCAGGCGGCAAAGAGAGCGAGGCUGGAGGGCAGUGCAGGGGGCGUUGGUAGCGGCGUUGGGAAGGGGCCGGUUGUCGAUAUCAGUGGGAUGGGGGUGGAGGAGGUGGUGGAGACUGUCAUUAGCGGGCUGAGGUCGGUGAGCUCGCAGACGCUUGUCUCGGCGCUUGAAAAUGCAAGACAAGCUCUGCGAGAAGACUCGUUGGAUGCGCAACCACUUUUGGCCACUUCAUUAGGGGUAGCGGCUGCCGGCGGGGUCAAGGCGGAAGAUGAAGAAAUCGUCAACCCGUUGGAUAUCGAAGAUGAUGAUGACUUGCUCAUGAUGGACGACCCAGAGCUCGUUAUUGAAGAAGAAGAGCCAACGACAUUCACCGACUUUGUGUUGCCGCCUCCAGAACCUCUCGAUCCGUCAGACAAGGAUUACAUUCUUUCCAAUACUAUUGAACGGAUAUGGCAGUCGGGCGCCGAUCUCGCAAGUCUACCCGAUCCCAAGGAAACAGAUGCGGCCAAGACUGCAAUUCAGCCGAAAGAAAUGUGGAUGCUGUUGCUCGCCCGGCUGGCGACAAGAGGUGCAGAGGUCAAGAGAAAGACCAUUUCCGAGUUUGUUCUUGCGGAUUUCGCAAACCGGUCCAAGUUUGCGUCCGUGUGGUUGAAUGAGGAGUGGUACAAUGAGAGGAUCGGGGUCUCGGAGCCAGGGCAGUAUCUGUCGAAUCUGGAGGCCAUCAUAUCGGUAUACCUCCCCAAAGUCGACCCCAAAGACAAGUAUCUGGCGACAUUUAUCCAGAACCUCCCGGCCAUCCCGCCUUCCCUUAUCGACAUCCUCGCAGACGUUUGCCAGGAUUCCGAAAAGGCCGUCGUGGGCUUUACGGUGCUGCGUGAUAUCGUCGAAUCGCGUCCUCCCAUACGAGAGCAGGCUCUGCAGACGCUUCUAGCUCUGUGCACCCACACUGAUAGAAAGAUCCGUGUGAUGGCAAUCAUCACGACCGUCCGGCGAUGGGGCCAGAAUUCACCCAUGAUGCCGAUCAUCACAAAAUAUGCGCUGAGCGUGCUCUGGAGGUUGGUUGAGGCUAAGCCGGAGGUAAAGAUGGAGGCAGUGAAAGAGGAGGGUGGCGAAGUCGAGACCGAGGAGCAAAUCGGUGAAUCUGCCGAGACGGACGUCGAGAUGAAGGAAGAGCAGCCAGAAGAGGAAGGGUCAAUCGAUAGAUAUCUGGAACAGCCGAGCGCGCGCACUGUGCAGCAGCACGUCGAGCUGGCCUUUGCGCUCGCCAAACGUCAACAAAGUCUACUCGACGACAUUUUCAAAAUCUAUCCCCAGCUCAUCCCCGAGGUGCAAAAGGCCGUCGAGGCGCAGUUGAUGCCCCUCAUCCAAUCUCUGGGAGCUACCCCCAAGCUGAUGGAGAUUUUGAAAAAGUUUCCCGCUGGCGCCGACCAGUUGGUCAUGCGUGUCAUCGGUGUGCUCAGUGCGGAAGGUGCGGGGCAGGUACUGGUGUCCCUCGUCAAGAGCGUUCUGGCAGAGAGAGAGCUAGACCCCAAGUUUGUGAUACCCAUCGUGGGCGAGCUGGACAAGGUGAGUUUCUCAACACGCGUCAGGCCACGAGUAACGAGUAUGCAGGCCGAGAUCGAAAAGCAGCUGCCUAAAAUCGUGUCUAUUCUGGUGGACCCCGAGACGAAGGACAUGGUCAAGACGGCGUUUGCCUCGAUGCUGCAGAAAAUGACCCCGUCCGACUUGAUGGUCGCGUUGCAUCAGGAAGGCGGCGCCCCAUUGAAAGAAAUCAUCGAGGCUGUCAAGGUGUGCUUUUCGAUGACGACCGUGUUUCGGUCUGACGUCCUGGCGAAUGCGAUGAACCGGAUUGCGGAUCUGCCCACCAUUCCCCUGAUCUUUGUGCGGACCAUCAUCCAGGUGGCCAACACGUACAAGUCACUGGCGCCAUUCAUUGCCAACCACAUCCUGCCAAAGCUGGUGGCGAAGAAGAUAUGGGAAAACGGACAGCUCUGGGACGGGUUUGUGAUGCUGGCGAAGCGGAUUGCACCGGCGAGCUAUGGGGCGCUUCUGCAGCUGCCGAAGGAACAGAUCCGGGAGGUGGUGGGGAAGCAGCCGAGCAUGAAGGCGGGGCUGAAGAAUUUCCUUGCGAGCAAGCCAGGCAGCAAGGGGGCGCUGCUCGAGAUAUUUGGGGACGACGAGUGA